Messenger RNA from Polistes dominula (European paper wasp), 1773 nucleotides. Its product is annotated as Succinyl-coenzyme A synthetase beta subunit, GDP-forming. Gene Ontology annotation, biological process: succinyl-CoA metabolic process; tricarboxylic acid cycle. Gene Ontology annotation, molecular function: ATP binding; succinate-CoA ligase (GDP-forming) activity. The record is from RefSeq and is a predicted model, not a curated record. Lineage: Eukaryota; Metazoa; Arthropoda; Insecta; Hymenoptera; Vespidae. Gene Ontology annotation, cellular component: mitochondrion; succinate-CoA ligase complex.
GACAAUUUUUGCUAUUUACAAUUUCUGUCAUGUUAUAUUUAUGUUGCUUAUAAGUUAGAUAAAGUAUAUCAUAAUUUUUUACAUAACUAUAUAAAAUUAUUUAUUGAAAUUUCUCUUUAUAAUAUAUAUAUAUAUUUAAAACAAACAUAGUUAAUUUUAAUACAAAUCAUAACCUAAUAAAUAAGUUAAUAACUUGUAUAUAAACGUCAUCCAAUCAUCGUUGAUAAAUCGUUAUCCACUCUUGUUGCCGAAAAAUGUUUUUUUCUACAGUUCUUUUCCUUAAUCUUAUUUGCAUGAGUUUACGCUUUUCAAUUGGAGCAGAAGUGAUAUUUUUAUUCUUAUUUAUUAUCAAGUGAAGAAGAUUUUGAGGUUAAGAAGAAGAAUGUUGCGAAUACUUUGUUCAAAAUCUUUACAAUAUUCUCAAAUUUUCACUAAAAAUCGUUUAUGCAAAGUGAUACAAUCUAGAAAACUUAAUUUAUUGGAAUAUCAAAGCAAAGAAUUGUUAAGGGACUGUGGUGUUUCUGUACAAAAUUUUACCAUCAUUGAUGACUUAAAUAAAGCUAAUUCUGCACUGGAAAAUUUAUGUGCAGAUGAAUAUGUUAUUAAAGCUCAGGUAUUGGCAGGAGGACGUGGUAAAGGAUGGUUCGACAAUGGUUUUAAAGGUGGUGUACAUCUUACAAAGGAUCCCAAAGCAGUAGUAGAUGUUGCAAAGAACAUGUUAGGUCAUCGACUGAUAACUAAACAAACUUCAAAAGAUGGCAUUUUGGUACAAAAAGUAAUGAUAGCUGAAUCGGUUGACAUUGUUUCCGAAAAAUAUGUUUGCAUUCUGAUGGAUCGACAACAUAACGGACCAGUAUUAAUUGCUUCUCCAGUGGGUGGUAUGGAUAUUGAAACGGUUGCUAAAGAACAACCAGAAUUGAUAAAAACUAUACCAUUGGAUAUAUAUAAUGGAAUUAAUGAUACCAUUGCCGAAGAUGUCAGUAAUUUCUUAGGAUUUAGUGAUCCAGAGAUACAUAAAAAAGCAAUAUAUGAGCUUAAGAGUUUAUGGAAAUUAUUUGUUGACAUUGAUGCAUUACAAGUUGAAAUUAAUCCAUUGGUAUUGACCAAAGAUAAACAAGUUGUCGCGGUAGACGCGAAAAUUUCAUUUGAUGAUAAUGCGCAAUUCAGACAGCAGGACCUUUUUGCUUUAGAAGAUACAAAUGAAAAGGAUCCAAGAGAAGUGGAUGCGUUACAUUUUAAUUUAAAUUAUAUUGGAAUGGAUGGGAAUAUUGGAUGUUUAGUUAAUGGAGCUGGCUUAGCUAUGGCAACAAUGGAUAUUAUCCAAUUAAAUGGAGGAACACCUGCUAAUUUUUUGGAUGUAGGCGGAAAUGUAAAAGAGAAUCAAGUUUAUCAAGCGUUUCGUAUUCUAAGCGAAGAUCCAAAAGUAAAAGCCAUUCUAGUAAAUGUAUUUGGUGGAAUUGUUAAUUGUACUACGAUAGCAAAUGGAAUUAUAGCUGCUGCACAAAAUUUAGGUCUUAAGAUACCUCUUGUCGUUAGAUUAGAAGGUACUAAUGUAAAUGAAGCAAAAAAGAUUCUUAAAGAUUCUGGUUUGCCAAUAAUUACUGCUAAUGACUUAGAUGAAGCAGCAAGAAAAGCUGUUAUGUCUAUAAAAACAUAAGUAUAUAUUACUAUUUUCUUACAACACUACAUUGUGUCAUUUAUCUAGCAAAGAUUGGAAAAUCUAAUUGUGAUCUAAUGUAAUGUGAGAUUUUAAUAUAAAAGAUUCAUAUAAUA